Molecule: messenger RNA, 7205 nt
Organism: Ictalurus furcatus (blue catfish)
Lineage: Eukaryota; Metazoa; Chordata; Actinopteri; Siluriformes; Ictaluridae
Gene: cux1a
Product: cut-like homeobox 1a
Exons: 20
Coding region: 39-3344 (1101 amino acids)
Biological process (GO): regulation of DNA-templated transcription
Molecular function (GO): DNA binding; DNA-binding transcription factor activity, RNA polymerase II-specific
Source: RefSeq, a predicted model, not a curated record
UCUCACAUAUAUACUCAUUGGGUUCAUUAUGAGGGAAGAUGGCGGCGGCGGCGCGCGCUGGCUCGAUGUGUCAGCGGUGGAAGCGCUUUGAUCUUCAGCAGCUGCAGAAAGACCUGGACGUCGCCGCCAACGCUCUUGCCAGCACACAGCAUGAGAACGAACAAACACGAAAGAAACUCAUCGACCAGAGCGACGAGCUCAAGAAACACACACCAGAGGAUUUACACGAACACAUCACUCCACUGUUAAAGGGCUUCCAGUCUGAGAUUGACGCUCUGUGUGAAAGGAGUAAAGAGUCGGAGGCUGCUUUCCUCAGCGUGUACAAGAGAUUAAUCGAUGUCCCAGACCCCGUGUCUGCGUUAGAGGUGGUGCAGCAGCUGCAGAUUGCAGUUAUUAAGAUGCGCGACGUGGAGGCAGAGAAUCAGAAGUUGAGAGAGAGACUGCAGGAGUACGACAGAGAGGUCGCAGAGGUCAAAGGUCACGAAGAGACAAUUAAAGCUUUGAGGGAGAAAUUGGAGUCUUACGAACACUUAAUUCAGUGCGGAACGAAAGACGAGGAUGAAGAAGAACAACGCGACGCUGACUGUGCAGGAAAAGAAAGACUCGAUGAGAAUGAAGCGGCGAUGACGGAUGUAGAGACAGCCAAUCAGGCUCUGGAGGCGGAGCUUGUGAUGAAGCAGAGAGAGGUGGAGCGUCUGAUGGAGAACGUACAGAAACUCCAGAGCAGCCUGACUGAACUCGCCAACUCAACAGCCAAUCAGAUCAGAGAAUUACAGCAGCAGCUCGACUCAAAACACGCACUGCUGCAGGAGCUUGAGGAGAAACUGGAGGCUCAGGCAGAUUAUGAGGAGAUAAAAAGGGAACUGAGGGUCCUCAGAUCCGUGGAGCUCGGUUCCUCGGAGCGUCCCGCAGAACAGGGUUCCCCGACACAGCAGGACGCGUCGCUUUCCAGGCAGGACGACAGCGGCCAGGACAGAGACUGCGUCCAAAAACAACCCACUAACAAAGACUUCACCGGUUCUGCUGAGAGUCGUCUUCCUGCCCCGCCUUCAACCACACCUCCUCAAUCCGACCACACCCACUCACAGACUCCACCCCUUUCUCAAAUCCUCCUGAAGAGCAAAGCUCCACCGGAGUCGUCCCGCUCUUUUUCUUCUGAUUUGUUCAGGCACCGCUUCAGUGCCGCUUUUCCUCCGCUCUCUGGGAAAUCCUCAGUGAACUCGUUUCUCCAGCGGACGUUUGGGCAGAACUCCUACAGCGCGGACCUGCACACGGAGGAGGACGUGGACACUGCUGAAAUCGCGCGGCAGGUGAAGGAGCAGCUGCUGAAGCACAACAUCGGGCAGCGAGUGUUCGGACACUACGUGCUUGGGUUAUCUCAGGGGUCCGUCAGCGAGAUCCUCGCUCGCCCCAAACCCUGGAACAAACUGACCGUCCGCGGGAAAGAACCGUUCCACAAGAUGAGGCACUUCCUGUCUGACGAGCAGAACAUCCUGAACCUGAGGAGCAUUCAGGGUCGACAGAGAGGUAAUAUCACCAGUAGAGUCCGUGUUCCUGAAAGCAGCUCGGAUGAAUCCCGCAGGUCCUUUAUGGAUCAGACUAAACGGGACCUGCAGGGACACAAAAUUGAAGGUGUCCGCUCGUCUUUAUCAGUUUCCUCGGAUGACAGCCUUCCUUCCAUCCUGGACGUUCAGCAGGCGGCGCCCGGUCCCACGAUGACCUCUGACCUUUCCAAUUUGGGCUCCAAAUUACUCGGUUCCUCCAUUUCUGUGCUGCCUUACUCACCUCUGGAGGUUAACUCUGCGAAAAACAUGUCCGCCUCUCCGGUCAUGGACUCCUGGCGAGAGCAGUGGUGGAGCGCGAUACAGUGCGAACAGCGCAAAGACACACACAGUCAGGAAGACACAGAGCUGGGCAACAUGGUGUCUGAGAUUCCCUUUUCCACGCAGGAUUACUGGAAAGACCAGCCGAGCACAGAGUCUCCAUUUCCCAGAAGUUCAGAACAAAAUCUGCAGAUGUCCAACGCGAACGAGACGCCUCACAGCGGCCCAGUGCUGCCUUCCUCUUCCUCCUCUUCCUCGUCGCUGCAAACAAAGCAAAUGAAAGCCACGAUGAUGCCGCUGACGGCCGAGCAGUACGAAAGAUUCAUGUACCAGGAAGUGGAUACGGUGGAGCUCACGCAGCAGGUCAAAGAUAAACUCGCCAAGAAUGGCAUCUGCCAAAGAAUAUUUGGGGAAAAGGUUCUGGGCCUCUCUCAGGGCAGUGUGAGUGACAUGCUCUCUCGGCCGAAGCAGUGGACUAAACUGACUCAGAAAGGCAGAGAGCCGUUUAUACGAAUGCAGCUAUGGAUUGAAGGAGAACUGCAGGACCCCAUGAGGGCAGAGACUUUGGCGAGUGUUAGCCCCGCCCCAGAGUCUCCUGAAAGCUCCUCUGAAGAGCUCAUUAAGCUCGUUAGAGACCAGCAGGAAGAGGCAGAGCCUGAGUCACAUGACACCGCAGCCAGCAUGCAGGAUGUGUUGGUCACGCCGCCGGAACUGGACACCUACUCCAUCAGCAAGAGGGUCAGAGAGGUGCUGAGUGAUAAUAACGUCGGUCAGCGUCUGUUUGGUGAGGCUGUUUUGGGUCUGACUCAGGGUUCCGUGUCUGAUCUUUUGGCUCGGCCCAAACCGUGGCACAGACUCAGUGUGAAAGGCCGCGAGCCGUUUGUGCGAAUGCAGCGAUGGCUGAACGACACGAACAACAUCCACAAACUGAGAGAAAUCAAACACACUGAGAAAAAAGUGUACCUGAAGAGGCGUGUGAGCUCAGUGUGUGAGGACGCUGUGCUGGACAGCGGUGUGUGUGUGGGAGAGUUAGGACAGGAGUAUGUUCCUCAGCUGAAGAAGUCUCGGGUGGUCCUCACUGCGCGGGAGAAAGAGGCUCUGAGGAAAGCGUACGAGGAGAAGCCGUAUCCUUCGCCAGGAACCAUCGAGGAACUCUCACAGCAGCUCGGACUCAAAGCCAGCACCGUCACCAACUGGUUCCACAACUACAGGUCUCGUAUUCGGCGCGGGGUCUUCAUGGAAGCGGCUACAGUGAAAUCAGACGGCGUCUCCGAGGAACAGAUGAGUGGAACGCAGGAAAGCGGCGAGCUCCCGGAAUCCACGUUUAACUUCUCAGAGUCCUCGGCCUCGCCCGGAAUCCUGAGAGACAGCAGCCUGCGCAGGCGGAAAGCCGCCAACCUGAACAGCAUCAUCCACCGCCUGGAGAAAGCGGCCAAUCGGGACGAGGCUCACGACGGAGGCGACGCGUGCGAGAGUCAGGACGCGAGCGUGGAGUGUGUGAACGCAUCCUCAUCAGGGUAACGUCGGUGUGGAUCACUAACCGGAGGCGGAGUCUCAGACAGAGCAUUGUCAGUCAAACAGCUCAUUAGCAUAUCGUGCCACGCCCACCAGGGCAGUCUCAGAUCAGUGUGAUCAGCUCUUAUGUGAGUGUUUUAUCUCGUUUAUAUGUUAUUUAAAAUUUGCUGGAUGUUUAACAGACACUAUUUUAGAAUAUUUGACACUAUUUUCCGAUGACGAGCGUCAAGCGCUGUGUGUUCAGAACACCUGUGUUAAAUGAAAUAUAAGGAGGAAGAAAGGAGGAAAAUGGUGGAGUAGUGAGCUGAUAACAGAUGAAAAUAAAAAUCAGCUCUCAGCAGUGCGCUCGGAGGACAUGGGUUCUCCAUGGCAUGAGGAGAAAACAAAGAAAAUAUUUUAUUAUUAUUGUUAUUAUUAUUAUUAUAGGGCACUUAAUGCUCUGCUGCGGCCCAACGGUGCAAAAAUAAACCCCAAAACAAUUAAAAACCCUUCAGCAAUAAAGGCAGCAACUGUUAGUUGAGGAAGCAGAAGCUCUCUGCUGUCGGCUCUAUGCAACUCUGUUUUGGACCUUUUUAUGCCAGAAAGUUAGACUUAUUCAUCUAAAAAACUCAUGUCUUAAGUAUGUGGUUGGUGUUCAUUUUGAGCCCAGUGCCCUACUCCCUAAUCCCUACAAACACCCCACUGCAUCAUGGGUAUUCACAACCACACACCUUAUUCUCAAUAUAAGCCACAUAACACCAUCAUCAGCCCUCAGUGGGCGUGUCCCAAAUCAUCUCCAACGGAGAGAAAGACGUUUUGUGAGAAAUACGAUUUUAUGAUAUUAAAAAAAAAAACAAACAAAAAAAACCUUUUAGUAAGUAAAACACUUUAGAAUCAAGCGCCUUCAGUGGAUUAGUGAAACAAAACACAGCCGUGAAACAACACUUUAACCCUCAGGUCCUUCGCAUUAACGUUCACUUCAGAUACGAACCGCACUUUAUGACGUGUUUUAUCAUUUCUUCACGCAGCACGAGCAGGAAACACUCGCACGGGUGGAACGUUCGUGUUUAAUCUGCUUUAUAAUCACAUACACCUAAAGCACAGCUUUUAAAACUAAACAAAGCGCUAACCAAACCCGGCCCUUGUGCGAUUUAGUCGCUGUUUUGCACAAACAGACGCGAAACAAGCGCUAGUUUUAGCAUUUACUUUAGCAUUUAUUUUUCUCGUUCUUAAACAGUCGAGGUUGUGCGGAUAAAAUCCUGGCUCUCACGAGCACUUGAACACUGCACACGUUCACAUUAGCUUGCUGAAUAACACGCACGCUGACUCGCUCAGUGAAAUAGCCCGUAGCAUGGCGGCUGAAGGGGACAUGAAGAGGGCGAGUGAAUAAGGCUGAUUCAUUUUUCACUUUGUUUUAUACAAGUCUAACGUUUUCCUUCUCCUCUCUUUAUCUUUAAUUAAUAAGAAUUAUAACAAUAGUAGCAGACUUUUUAUGAGUUGAUGUAGCGGUAGUAAUUUAUAAAGGUAUUUUAUAAAUAUUAAAGUCUUAUGGAAUAGUUUAUAUAUAUUGGAAGGGCGGAUAAAUGACCAGCUUCCGUGCUGUCAGAUGAACAAACUGCCGGCAGUUCAUUCGAACGUCAAAACAUUAGAAAUGUUACUUUUUAAUAUGUACUAAUUAACUUUACACCUUAAUUGUUCUGUUAAUACUCCUCUGUGCACUAAUCAUACAGGCAUUGUAAUGCAUUAUAACGCUUUGAAAUGAUGACUUGUAAAGCAUUUAAAAUCCCUCAUCGCUGAUGAUUCUGAUGAUCUGAUCAUUUCGCAGUGAGACCAGUCACAUCACGGUACACCAGGAGUUCCCAAACUUUUUUGGGAAAAACGACCCCAAAUCUGUCUCUCUUCAAACUUUACACCGUCGUCGUGACCGUCGUCAUGAUCUGCGUCUCCAAUCUAAACUCUGACCUUACAUUCAAACGUAUUCACUAAUGUAGGAACUGCAGAAGACUGGUACGCAAAACUGUAAUAAGAAUCCCGGUUUGUGUUUAAACAAAACAACAACAUUUGAACACUUUAUUCUGUGAGUUAAAUGACACGUUACUUAUUUUACGCUCAGUUUAUUUUAGUUUAAUCUUCAUUUCAUCAGUUUUCUUUAACACAAAAUCCUGCAGAGUAAAUACAGUUCUCUCAUUUGUCUCAGAACAAGGUGUAAAAAUAACUUGAAUAAAUAUAAACGUAUAAAACUGAAAUGCUCAGCAGGUUUAUCCCACAGCAUCAGGAAUAAAUCUCAUCACUUCCUGCCUCAGGUUUUGAUGUUUAAAACCUUUUAUUUUAGUAAACAGAUUAAUCACUAAAACCAGCAAAGUGUUCAAAACGUUUAACUGGAUUCGUUUCUAAUCGUUAAUUACACCUCAGUGUAUGUUUAUCUGCGAACGCUGUACGUUUAACCCUCACAUAUGAUUAAUUUAUUACACUUAAUAAACUUACUGGCGUUUUUCUCAUUUUGAAUUUUUGAAUUGAAUUUUCUAUUUUUUUUCCCUCUCUUUUCAUUUGAAUGAAAGUGACUUUUAUUGGUGUCUUUUAUUUGAGUCGUUAGUGUAAAGCUCUCAUUAAAAAAUUGGUCCAAUUUUUAUAUAUACAUAUAUUUAAAAAAAAAAGAAAGAAAAAAAGAAAGAAAACGAAAUAAAAUGUCUACAGCUCUGUUAGGGAGCUUAUUUGCAUAUCAUAUACAUGUUAUUUACAUAUUAUUUACAUAUCAUUAUGUGUGAUGAUUUAUAAACCAGGCAGCCGUCGGAUUCAAGUCUCAGGUUAAACCUCCAUUUUAAAACUUUAUUAAUGCAUUUUCUGGUGUGUUUUAUAUUCUUCAUUUUACUCUCUUUUUUUUUUAAAACAUAAAAUGGAGCUGAAGUGUAAAUAAUUAAAAAAACAAAACCUCCAUUCCAUUUUUUAUAUGUAUCUAAUGUUAUUUGUAUUAUCUGUAUUUACAAAUGUAUUCCGUCUUCCAGUUUUAAUCCAGUGUGGAAACAAAUCACUGUAUCAUUACUCAUUUUUAUUCUCUUCAUUUUAUUUGUUAGUGUUGAGAUGUGAUCAUGGAAGUAAAUAUAUUUUGCAUUUUCAGUGUAUCCUCUGUCUGUGUAUGUGUGUGUGUGUGUGUGUGUGUGUGCUAUUUUAUACUUAUGAAGUCAUUUCUUCUAUUUAUUCCAAUAAUUAACACCAAUUUAGUCUGAAUAAUUCAGGUUUUUUAUUUGGAAAGUGAUGGAAAAAUAAAAAUAAAUGUUAUAAUUUCUAGUCUUCAGAGUUUUAUUUAUUUAUCCACAAUCCACUUGACGUACUUUUUUUUAAAAAUUAUUUUUAUCAUUAUUUAUUUAUCCGUGUCCACAGAUACAAGGUUAAUGAAGAUGCUGCAUUAAUCACAAUUAUUUAUCAUAAUUAAUAUAUUAUUAUUAUUAUUAUUAUUACAUGUAUAUGUCUGGAAUUGAAAUAUAUGCAGUUGUCGGAUAAUACGUUUCAUUUUUGGCUUUGUGUAGUUAUUUAAAAAUAAUAAUAGAGAUAAUAUUACAGUAAUGAUUCUUUAUUUUGUACAGUGCCUUUCUCAGACCCAAUAAACAUCACAGUACUCAUUAACAUGGCACAGAAUUUACAGAAAUAAAACUACAUUCGUCUUUCUGACCUGUGUGUGUGUGUGUGUAUGUGUGUGUGUGUGUGAGAUUACUGAGAGGAAGUGAAAAGUAAAAACUCUGUACAAAACUCAUGCUGUUUAACUUCCAUUGGUUAAGACGCUUAUGUACAUUAUUAUUAUUUAUUCUAAGAACAUCUGCCAAUAUGUGAAUUGUGUCAUUUGCAUGAAUUAUUUUAAUGCUAAUUAUACACAAUAAAAUAUUUUGAGAUUUA